Messenger RNA from Perca flavescens (yellow perch), 946 nucleotides. RefSeq lists its product as uncharacterized. Bases 14 to 694 code for a protein of 226 amino acids. NCBI's taxonomy places the organism in Eukaryota, Metazoa, Chordata, Actinopteri, Perciformes, Percidae. The record is from RefSeq and is a predicted model, not a curated record. Gene Ontology annotation, cellular component: membrane. The transcript is spliced from 5 exons.
UACAUUUUGCAAAAUGGAGCUUGUCGUACUUCUCUGUGCCGUUUCUCUGCUGCAUUCAUGUGAAGCACAAGAGCCCAGUGCUGUGACUCCUGUGUUUGUGAAGAAGGGAGAGGAUGUGCUUCUGAAUGUCACAAUAGCUGAUGUUCCUAAAGACGAUACUGUUACCUGGAAAUUCAAUCAAACAGUUAAUUUAGUACGAUUUUUACCUGGUAGAGAUCCAAUAGUCUCUAAUGAUUACUCUGGAAGGAUUGAGUUGCUUGGGAACUACUCUGUGAAAUUGAAGAAUCUACAAGAGGCAGACAGUGGAGUUUAUACUGCAGUAGUGUCUGGGGAUAAAGAAAAACAAAUAACUGGAUACAAGGUCACAGUCCAAGAGUCUGAACCCACCAGUGUUACUGCCCUUAUGCUUGGUGUUAUCGGCAUAGUUUUAAUUUGCACCUUAAUUGUUGUAGCAGUUCGAUAUUUUCAAAAGAGAGAGAAGAAUGAAACAGAAAGCAGGGAGAAUACAGUAUAUGAAGUUCCUCAGGUUGGACCUAGAGCCUUACCUCAGAGUGAGAGUGAAGUUAUAGGUCUUUCUCUGACCUCUAUCUACUGCUUGGUAGGGCCUCACACUGGACCUGUGGAUUCCAGUACGAGAAGAGGCAUGACUCAGCCAGAGAGUCUUUAUGCUCAGAUAAACCUGCCAGGUCCUUAAACAAGUAAUCAGCAUGGUGUUCUACAUACUGCACAGCAAUUUACAGUUUUUAUUUAAGUGUUGCCCAAGCUUUUGAUGUCUAAGUUUAUGUGACCUGCUCUGGUAUGGAAAGAUGGCUUGUAUGUAAAUGUAAAUAGUUACUGAAGAUUGAAUGAGGAACGAAUGGUUAGUCAAUGAGUAGUUACUGAGUGUUAUGUUUGGUUAAUAUUUAUGUGUCUGUGUGUGUGUGUGUGUGUGUGUGUGUGUGUGUGU